AUGCAGGAAUGUGAUGGGGGAUGCUGUGUGACCCCAUCCCCGCUCCUGUCGUGUAAGUGUGCCGGAAGUUUGGCGGAUGCGGCCCCCCCCCUACACGGAAUCGUACGAAUAAUACCGUAUACGGUAUUUUCCUUUCGUCCGCCGCGCGGUGCUGUUUGUUCGGCUUGCGCAGCGUUGGAUGAACACAAACCUAGUUGUGAUCGUCUCGAUGAACUCGAUACGCACAGUCGUCGUGAUGUGAUCGUUCCCACACGCCGCCUCGACCAGUCUGUCACGAGUCCGUCAUACAGAAAAGACGUUCGCUUUUUUCUUCCAAGCCAAGAAAACGGACACGGAAUCGUAAAACGGGGUCCGACGUUGGAUUUUGGUUGGGGCACCCACCCUAUGCUAGUGCUUCGCGUGGCCCAACGGCAAUCGCGGAGUUUGUGUGCACGGGUCCGGACGGCACCCACGCGUCUUCGUCCACCGCCGACACGAACGUUCGCCACGACCAAACCGGACGAAGAGCGGAAUCGUACUGCGGAUACUACCGAAUCCUUUCAAGAUACGAUACACCGGUUGCAGAAUGAAGAGAACGAAAAAGUACAAGACAGUGGGUCGAACGAAAAAAGUAGUACCAGGAGUAUCCUGCCCGACAACUUCCUGGCGACACUGGCCGACCAGUGGGGAGGCUUUCGCAAAGAAGUCGGUCACACGUGGAAUGAGCUCGUUCGAUCGGGACAACGCAAAGACAUUAACAAAAAGAUUCACCCCGUGGCAACUGCCGAAGGCGAGAAGCCCUACACGGGUCCGGUAGAAAUUAUGGUCAUUGAGGAAGCGGAGCAUUUGACGGCGUGGGAACGAAUGCAGAAGCGACUCACGGCGGCACCCAUUAUUCAGGACAUCUUGUCACGAACUGAAGAAAUAUACGACAAAUCUGGAGCCCGAGACGCCAAGGCCAGGGUGGAUCAUAUUCGGGAAGACGCCAAAGAAGCCUGGGAGACGUCACAAAAUCCAUGGGUGUACCGAGUAUCGUCCGUAUACGAUACCCUGACGGCAGAAUCGCCGGAAACCCGGGCCGUCAAGGAGCUGCGACAGCUCGAUCCAGAAUUCACUCUGGAAGACUGGAAGGCGGAUGUCGUUGAACACACGUUGCCACAAAUUAUGCAGUGGUUUUUGGAAGGACGCAUCAAUCAACUGAAGCCGUGGCUGGGAGAGGGCGUGUUCAAGCGACUUGCAGCAGAAAUGACGGCAAGAGAAAAGGAAGGCGUACAGAUUGAUACAAACUUGCUGGGAAUCAUGAAUUCGGAGAUUUUGGCCAUUGAGCCGGAUGAAGUCAACAGGGGAUCGCCUAUUAUCAUUCUGCAUUUCAUGGCGCAACAAAUUAACUGUGUGAAAAAGAAGAAAGACGACGAGAUUGUGGAAGGAGCCGAGGACGAUAUCCGGGCGAACUCGUACGUGACUGCUUUUCAAAGAGAAUACGACGAAGAAAAGGGUGAACUGAACUGGAAAAUUGUCGACUUUCGAUUCAAUGGAGCUAUUGCCUAUCUAUAGCGGAUAAAUAGCGACAAAAGCGGAGUGUGUU
Molecule: messenger RNA, 1564 nt
Organism: Phaeodactylum tricornutum CCAP 1055/1
Lineage: Eukaryota; Bacillariophyta; Bacillariophyceae; Surirellales; Neidiaceae
Exons: 4
Coding region: 1-1533 (510 amino acids)
Biological process (GO): protein import into mitochondrial matrix
Cellular component (GO): mitochondrial inner membrane
Molecular function (GO): protein-folding chaperone binding
Source: RefSeq, a predicted model, not a curated record